Messenger RNA from Closterium sp. NIES-67, 2697 nucleotides. NCBI's taxonomy places the organism in Eukaryota, Viridiplantae, Streptophyta, Zygnematophyceae, Desmidiales, Closteriaceae. The record is from the annotation of a GenBank genome assembly.
AGCGGGCGGCAGACGAGGCUAGGUCGGCAGGAGUGUGCCAGAAAAAAACAUGCCUGAAGGUGCCAUACAACCAAUUCUAAGAAGAUCCCCGACAGCAUUUUGCAAGUGGCUGCUGAGAUGAUGUGAUAGACUCUAGCUCUCUCGAUGCUGUGCAACUAUCUAUACUCUCGCACUCAAAGCCUGAUAGGCUGUCUCUCUCUACUCUAACCACUUAGUUCCAAGGUGAGCACUCCUCAGUUGACAUCGGCCGGAAUGAUCGUGACUCACGAUGGUGUGGCGUACAGCGUCACCGCUCUCGACGGCGACGCUCGCGCCAUGCUGGAGCUGUCGCUUCCCACCGCCGCGCCGCGCGCCACCCCCACGUUGAAGACAUCUCGAAGCGCGCUUCCCUCCCCGCACGUCAACGGCACGCCGCAACCCGUCAGCAGGAGCAGCAGCGGGAUCGGUACCUUCAACAUCGAUAGCACUAGCAGCGGCAGCAGCAGUCCGUUCAGCCCCCAAGAUCCCCACAUCCCCGUUUCAAGCAGUGCGCAUUUCAGCUCCGUGCGAUCGUCACAGACCAGCACGCCAAGCGGCCACAUGCCGAGCCCACCGCAGCUCAUACCCGUGCAGAGCGGGGGGGCGAGCGCGGGGGCGAGCGCGGGAGCAAGCGCGGAAGCAAGCGCGCCGAGCGGCGGAGGCGCAACGGAAGCGGUGGUGGUGUGCCGGGCCGGGCAGCCGUUCAGCGUGGUGACGCAGGUGAGCUUCCGCGCGCCGUUCCGCGUGGAGAUGCGCGUCGACGGGAGGUCGCUGGGGUACACGGAGUACUUCUACUCGCCGGGGGAGAUUAAUCUCCACUGGUUCCACGGCUGGCACCAAGGGCACGGCAAAUUCGCGCCAUUUACCUGCGAGCCGGUGACGCGACAUGCGGACGCGGCAGAGUCGGAUAAAAGCGCCCGUUUUUCCGCGGGAAUUGCUCCGCCUGAACCGGCGCAAGACCCCCCGAGGAAGGCGCGAGGACUCGGGCAGAGCCGUGCGUCUGAGAAGGAGUGGCCUUCUCGAGGGCGAAUACUGAAGGCGGCAGGCGGGAGGGGCGGGAGAGGCGGGAGGGGGGGGAGGGGCGGGACUCCCGCUGGGACGGGGGACGCGGAUGGCGGGGACGCGGAGAAGGGCAGUGCGGGCAGGCUUGCGAUGGGCGGCGCUAGGCAGUGGUGCUGCGCAAGUGCCGAUUCUCAGACGUUCCAGAUGAUUCCGGUGAGGGCGGCGCAGGGAGGAGUGGAGUGCGGCGGAGAGCGAACGGCGAAGCUGCAUUGGCGAAGAGGAAAGAAGGCGCCGCAACCGCAGCCGCAGCAGCAGCAGCGGCGGGGAGGGAAACAACAGCAGCUGAAUCAGCGGGAGCAGGGGGCGGGGGAGCAUUGUGAACGUGACGGUUCGCGGGAGCACGAACCGGAGGAGGUGGACUGGUGGGGGUGGCGGAACGAGCAGCCCGGCCUGCCCAUUCCUGCCGCCCUCGCGCUCUCCUUCGACCGCCUGACUGCCGACGCGGCCGACACUAGCAGCGACGACACCAGCAAUUGCCCCUCCUCCGCCUCCUCGUCCCCUCUCCACCGCCCCCACACGCCCACAGCCGCAGGGCGAGGAGAGACGGGCGGUGGAAUGGGCGCGAAUGAUGCAAAUGCCGCCUGUGUCGCGUGCUUCAGCCGCCCACACGCCCCUCACUUGGACCCAGCCGCCACAGCGGCAGAGGGCUGCGAGUGCGACGGCGACACAGGGGCGCAGCAGGUGGGGGGAUUCUGCGGGCUGCUGUGCCUCCCUGCCUCCGUGCCUCCGCCUCCCGACAGACUUCAGCCAGGGCAUUCGUGCACAGUGCGCGAGGCUGCUGACUCAGCCGGCAGCACGGAUGACGAAUACGACACCGAUGACGGCAUUGGCAGUUCGAGCAGCAGCGACUCGGAGGAGCAGGAGGACGAACGGAGUCAGAAGCUUCUGCAGUGCCAGUCCUGCCUGCCGCCUCUGCUCUCCCUCUGGCAUCACUCCAAGCGCCCCCCAGACCACCCCACCACCACCAUCCCACCCAUUCCCCCAUCGUCCCCAGCCAGUCUCCCCCCUCUGGCCAGCCUGCCCCCUCAAGAUUCACCCUCGGCAGUGGAUUUCCGAGUGGAGGUGGUGUUCCACUCCAUCCGCCUACUGCCCUGCACCGUCCGCACCACCGGGCACUGCGCGCUCUGUGAGAGCCGCCUCAGAUGGUACCUGGGGGCGGUGGGCUCUGGCCAGGCUGCACCUGACGCAACUGCUGUGGGGAUGGCAGGGGCGUGUGAGCAAGAGAAGAGUUUGGCUCCAAAGGCACCGGCGGCCUUGGGGUCUACGAGAAGGGGCAGGGGGAGGGGGGAUUCGAGGGAGGUGGGAGGGGAAGUGGCUGGGGGGGAAGGCAGGUGUGGGGGAGGGCGGAUCCCAGCAGAGGAUGUGCUGGAUCCUGUGCCGUUCCACUACCAGGACGUGGGUGAACAGGUGAUGGUGUCGCUUCGCUUCAACUGUCUCCAAAGAUUGAGAGAAAGGGGGUUGAUACAAGAUAUCGCCAAGACAUUACCAACGUAACAUGAGCUAAUAAUUAAUUAUGUAUGAUAUUCUCAGGCAUUCACACCCGACGUACGUUUGUCAAAUGAGAACCUUGUUUGGCGAAUAUUCCCGGAAAAGCUGGAAUGAAGUGUAUCGCACCUA